Messenger RNA from Diaporthe citri, 309 nucleotides. RefSeq lists its product as uncharacterized. The record is from RefSeq and is a predicted model, not a curated record. The transcript has a single exon. Bases 1 to 309 code for a protein of 102 amino acids. Lineage: Eukaryota; Fungi; Ascomycota; Sordariomycetes; Diaporthales; Diaporthaceae.
AUGACAGCACUGACAGUGUUAUACAACGAGUUGCCAACUCUCGGAGACGCAGACGAGCGGUUCUCUGAGCGUGAGAACAUAUUCCUCAGUGUGAGGGACCUCCUUGCUCAGUACAAUCACGUUUGGGGGCUCUGUCUUGUCCAUGCGCACUGCAAGCUGGAAAAGGACGAGGUCAUGCUCGGGAGAGGAAACGUGUCGCAGCCAGAAGUAGCAUCUAAUCUUGGCGAGUACUACCCUGAGCGCUGGUUGUCGUCCGGCACGCCAUAUGUGUUGGCAAGUACGACCCUCGCACUUAGAAGGCUACUUUAG